Molecule: messenger RNA, 6753 nt
Organism: Porites lobata
Lineage: Eukaryota; Metazoa; Cnidaria; Anthozoa; Scleractinia; Poritidae
Source: the annotation of a GenBank genome assembly
AUGGCGGCGAGAUCGAAAAUACCUGCAAGUCUUGUAGAUCAAUUUGUAAGUGUUACGGGCGCCACAAAAGCGAUCGCAAAGUCUUUGCUGGAAGCUUGUAAUGGAAACUUAGAAAUGGCAGUGGAAAUGCAUUUAGAUUCUUGCGAGGAUCCCCAAUCGCAGGCCACAAGUUCGAAUUGUUCGGCACACGAGUCAACUGCAGCUGGAUUUCCUAGUCGGUAAGUUGUGUGUUAGAUUCUUUAUUUUUCAUUUAACGUGGUAAUUUAUCAUUUACUGGGCCUUAAUUAAUAUCUUGCGAUACCAAAUGUGCCUGAAAUAGGCAGAUGUGUUUAUAGAGAGAAAGUGAAAACGAUUGAUGCAAUUGACAAUGUCCCUAUCCUGUCUUGGUGUCUGAAUCGAUUUAUCAGUUAAAGCCUGUGGGCAAUUAAAUUACCAGAACCUGUAUUGAGCUAAGGUAGAUUGCUCACUUUAAUUUUACAACCAUCUCCUAUCGCACAAUUUGCUGUUAAAUUUCGUCCAACCAAAUCCUGGAAAAAUUUAGUUUUUAAAUGAACGAUGUUCAUUUCACCAAAUAAGCUCAUAUUUUCAAAAUUUUAAUUUCAUUCAGUUUUGUUUGUUUCAAUUUUCAAGUGGUACUGAUGAUGGUGAUGUGAGAGCACCUAUUCCUCAGACUCGAGGCAUUCUAGUGGAACCUUAUCAAGGUGUGUUUUAUAUUUUUAGCUCUGGUUUAUUUUUAAUACAAAUAAUAAGUGAAAGAUUAAAUCUUUUCUAAACAGGAAAUCAGGAAUUUAUAGCCUGUUAAUUUUAAUCAAUAAUAUUUUUAAUAUUGUGCUCAAUCAAGUAAAACAUUGCUGAUUCCCUUUGACAUUCAGUACAAACCAACUCUCACUGUUGUGGAUGGAAAGCUUGACAUUUUGACACCUAACUUAUGCUCAGUGGAAGAAUUUGAGCCAACGUAGCCUUGACUGACACACUUUUAAGAAAAUAAUAUAUCAGUCAAAUAAAUUAUAUAAAUUAGAACCAGUGUCAAAGAGAAAAAGUUCCUGGGGUACAAUCAGUUUCUUGAGAAUGUUGGAACGCUUUGGAAUUCCUUCAGAAACUUCAGGUAUGAGCAGGUCCCCCACGAACAAUUCUGGCACUCUAAGGAUUGGCAGGUUUACUGUACUUAUAAAGAAAAAAAUGAGUAAUUUUAAGCAAAAACAAAUUAACAUGAAAGCUCGAAGUUUUUAAUCAGGCCUUUUUUUUAAUUAAAAAAAAGAUAUGAUGAGCAGUGAUUUGCAGUAGAAAUGAGCGAAAAUGAUUUUUUAAAAAAUACUAUAUACGUGAUCUACUAAUGUUUAUAUUUUUAUAGAAAGUUUCAUUUUUGCUAAAAUAUAGUGCGUAAGGAACUACGUUUGAAUGUUUUGACGAGUUUUUUAUUUUCAGCAUAUCCAACAAGAAGACGUCAAGCAAAAUCAGUGUUUGAUGCUUUUCGAGAUUUCCAAGCAGAAGCAAGUAAGUGCAGGAAAAAGAUAGACAGUGAGGUGGGGGCCCUGUGGAGAUGGGGCACCAGACAUGUUCAUUGAAUCCAAGGAAAUGCUUGUUGAAAAGGCACAUACUUGUAGUUCCUUUUUGUAGAGUAUUUCAUUAUAUUUUGCAUAUUAGUCAUUAUUGUUUCCUAGUAUGUGAUCAACUUAGCAUAGGAGAUCAAAUAUAUAUUUGGAUUUUCUAAUAAACCAUAACUAUUUAUUAUUAUUGUGUGAUCCUUUCCAGUUCUUUUUUUGGCAAUUCUCAACCAUUUCUCAGCAUCAAUCCAGCAGCUUAGAGACAUAACACUUUCUACAAGAUAUAAGCGGUACCAAGGAUGGCUGACAACUGUGCACUUCCCAAAAUAUCUGGCAGAUUCAAGAAGUGCAAAGUUAAUAUUUCAGGAAAAGCAUUUUAGUUUACAAUACAAAUCCUUAAUGGUAUUUCCCUACCUCUUGGCAAAAAAAAACUGUUUUGAGCUAUCCCUCAAUGUCCUUUCUGUGAAAAUCUCUCUUGGAAAUAUUUUUCUAAAUACAUUUUUUUGAGGAUUUUGUGUUUUAUCAUAUCUGAAAACUUUCUUAAUUAGGACAACAAGAAGCUGGAAGCAACCCAUCUAUUUCCAGAGGAAAGAAAAAGACAUUGCAUGACUUAUUUCGACCACCAAUUGACCUUCUUCAUAAAGGAACAUUUGACACUGUAAGUUUCCAGUUAAUGUUUAGUACAUAUUUUUUUCUUUGUGAUCAAUUUUCAAUACCUCUUUAAUAUUGUUAUUGUUACUUUUCAACAGGCUCUAACAGUAUUGAAAAUUGAUUACAAGGAAAAAUUAAGAUAAAGACGAAGGUGAACAAGAGUUGGAUACUGUUGUGGUCUCUAAAACUCUUUCAAAGCAACUUUUUGCUAGUUCUUUAUUGACCAUUUUUGGUCUUUUGAGUUUUGAGAAGCUAUUCACCAGAUCAAUCAGUGAAGGUAUUAUCAAAAUCAGAAAGGCAUUUUAUAGACCAAUCCAGUUGUACAACAUUUUGUUCUAUUUUCUUAGGCUAAGAUUGAUGGUCAAGAACACAGCAAAUGGCUUUUGGUAAAUGUCCAAGAUGUGCAAGAGUUUCCAUGCCAACAAUUAAACAGAGAUGUGUGGAGCAAUGAAGCAGUUCGAAAUGUUAUCAAAGAGAAUUUUGUUCUCUGGCAGGUGGGAUACCUUUUUGUAGUAUUUUUUGGUGGAAAGGUGUACAUAUUUGAAUUUUUCUUAAAAGCAUGAAUGUUUCACAUUAUAAAGUCUGGGGCCUGUUGUCUCAGUAAAAUCUUUGAUUCUUUGUUUCUUUCUUUAGCAAACAAAGUCACUGCAGAUAUUUUUAUUACUAUGUUUUUUUUUUUGGUCAAUGAACCUGAAAAACCCAUCACAUGAGAUCAAAUUCCAUUCCACCUGGAGCUUAUUUUAUUUACCGGUAGAUUAUUCCCUCUACUUUAUAGUUGUUUUUUUCCCCUCCAGUUUUGGCAGUUAUUCCUUCUUAUUUUAAGAUAACAAAGCAAGCUUUUGAGCUCUAAUUCUCAAGCGAAUUAAUAAAAAUUAUAAAUUUACAGUCAACCCAAGUCAAGCAUACCCCCCAAGAUUACAUUAAUGAAUUUAUUAUUCGAAAGUUGAAUCCAUUGGUAGUUGUAGAUUUCAGAUUCAUGCCUGCAUUCUUGCAUGCGUAAUGAGCUGUGAAUUCACACGCGAUUCAGUUACGAAAUUUCUACCAGCUAAGUUUCCCUGAAUUUAACGUAAAUGUCUUCUAUGAAAUUUAACCCAUUUAAAGAUUUUCAAUCUGACCCAAUACAGAGAAGCUCUCGUAAAAUAUUCACUGCUCAGUACACAUGCAGGAAUGCCGAUUUGAAUUUAACACUAGUUACCGGAACGACUAACGGAUUCAUUUUUCAAGUAAUCAAUUCAUUAAUAGAAUCUUAGUGGGUACGCUUGACCUGCCUCAACUGUAAUUAUUUCCCCUACAUAGGAAAUUAAUGUUUAAUGAAUGUUUGGAAAUCAGAUGAAAAACUGCUCAUUUUUGCAUCCUUAAUUUUUCCUUCUAAAAUCAUUUUGUAGGAGAAGUAAUAUCAAGUAUUCAACAUAGUGUUUCAUCACCAGAUGAAACACCUCUAAGUUUGUCAAAAAUACUCUGCUGCGUGUCAUGUUUUCAUCUCUCUUCUCACAGAUGAAACACUUCAUCUUACGCUUGAUAUAUUACAUCUCACAUAAAUGAAAAUAUAUGUUUAUUUAUUGCAGGUGUACAGAGACAGCAAUGAAGGAGAGAGGUUUAUCCAGUUUUAUCAUGUGAAUUCAUAUCCAUAUUUAGCAGUACUUGACCCUAGAACUGGUAAAUAAACUUGAGUGAAUUUCCUUAAUUUUUUAAUAUUCAAGUUCAACGAUUGAAUUAGUGUGCGUGUGUGUAAUGAAGGAGUUUUGUACAGUCGGUCACUCAUAAAUUUGUGUGACUCGCAACCAUGUUGAUUUACUUCCUUAAAUUAUCAGCCAAAUCUCACUGCCUUCUUUGAAUGUGUAGCCUGAUGCUACUUGUUUCUCAAAUAUUGUUUAUUUUAUUUUUUUUAUUUCAGGAGAGAAAAUGGUUGAAUGGGGUUUCAUGGAUGCUCAAGCAUUCUGUGACUGUGGUGGGUGCCUUAAAAACUUCAAAGAACUUUUAGUGUUUUUUCUUGGAAAUUUUAAAUCGUUUGCAGCAUCCUUGAAUGAAGUUUAGAACGUAUUAUUGAGUAACGUUUAUUGUGCAGGUUUUUUUGAGAGUAAGUUUAUUCCUUUUCCAAUUUCCAUUUGUAUUUCCGUACCAGCUGCUGCAUUCCUCUUGGAGCAUCCGUCACUAGAAGGAGAGACUCCGCCAGCAAAGAAAAGACGAAGUGUGAGUUGCUUUAGGAAUACUUUUCAUUGUUUAACUUUUCUAGGGGAGGGGACGUCAAAAGCAGUGUAAAAUUGUUUCUGUUGUCGAAAUUGGCCAAACGUGGUUAGUGAGACUUGUUGGUUCACAGGUAACAUCCCUUUCAACAAAUUGUUCCAGAAAAAUGGGCAGAAAAUGAGUGAUGCAAAAUGGAAAGGUCAGGAAAAUUGGCUUGGUGACUGUUUGGUUAGGUUGACUUGUAUAUUGGCUGAAAGAGCUGUCAUUUCUUUUUUUUAGGGGGAGAGAGGGGGAAGGGGUUUUGAUUGAUUAAACCGAACCCUUUCAAAUUUAUAGCAUUGUUCCGGGGCAUUGUUCAAGUGAAGUAGUUGAGAAUCAACGAGAUUUUCAUUCUACACGUUAUCCGUGGUAUCUUCGUCGUUAUCGUACAAGACGCGUAUUAGAAGAAAUGUUACACGAAACUGUUUGGCCAAGUUCGCACCGAAGGAAAAUAUGACCCUAACUUAUCAAAAAAGACGACUACCCAGAGAGAAAAAAUAUUGCCAAGUGGUCCUUCAACUGUUUGCUUUGUUUUUUCUUCCCAGGAAUCAAUUGUAGAUGCUUCUGAAGAUUCACAGCUUCGUGCAGCAAUCGCGGCGUCGUUAGCUUGUACUACGUCUAAAAACGAAACUGAGUCGAGCAGUGAUGAUGAUGAUGACGAUUAUGAAGAUUUGGAAUUUAGUGGAUCGGAUUCUGACUUAUCGCCGCAAAAGAAAGUCGCCAAAACAAGCGUGACCUCGAAUGUUAAAAAAGAAGUAAAAAGAGGAAUAAAUUUUGAUGAGGCUUCUGAGAAGGAAGUUAGUGACAAAGAAAUCAAAUCGCCACAAACUGAACUUUCGAACAGUAAUACAAAGGUUGAAAUUAGUAAAGGAGAUUCCCCAAAGAUAAGUAACAACACGGCAGAAAGAAAUGAGGUACAAGUUAAUGAAGAUGAUCCUAAAAAGGAGGAUAAAUCAGAUUCAAACAACCAAAGAACGCAACAACAGGCUGGUGAGUAAAUUCUCUAUUACUGAGCCAAUUUCACGUGUGUCAUUUAUUAUCGGAACGUUUUGGAGCGCACAUCUUGUACUGUUUCCUCAGCAGCCUCGUUAAACGUAAAGAAAACAAGCAGAAUCAGCUAACAGCCGCGUCCCUCGAAAAAAGAAAGAAGCACAGUCACAUAAUGCAAUUCAACGCAACACCGAAACAGACUCACGCGCAACCUUCAAAUAGCCGAAGUUAUUUUUCACUCUUAAAUGUUUAUCUAAAUGGUCCGUGGCAUUUAGAAAUUUCUGAAAACGUCUUGCGUUGUAUAACGCACUGACCACGUGUCUAAUAAACGUCCACCGCAAAACUCGCUUUUGAAAAUCCGCUUUUAUACUCGCGCCAUAGAGUUCAGUGAUUUGACGCUGUAACGUGCGCACUUUGUUUCCUAGCAGGACCCAUGUGCAGUAUUAUGGUUCGAUUUCCUAAUGGAUCCCGGACUCAUCUCUCGCUGAGCGCCGAGGCGUCUUUAAAGGUAAGUACGGUGUAAGCUAGCGGCGGCGCGAUCUCGCGCGCGCUUACCAAAACUUUUACAGAACAUAGGGAAACCCAGACUGAACACCCCUCGUCCUCGGAAGGACUAAAAACGUUUUUCGAUACAAAGUACGUUGCGUUCGGUUUUUUUUUUUCGGACGGGAGCGAAAGUUUGCAAAUGUUGGGGAACAAAUCUUCCGACUUUUUCCGCCUAUAAAGGAAAAAUAUUAACAUCUCAUGUUGGGUUUGUCAUGUUGGUUUAGUAGCCGGUCCUUCAUCCUCGAUCAAAAACGUUUGAAAAGGAAGAUGUUAUUUAGCUUUGACUAAAUAUUCCCGCCAGACAAUAGAACACAGUACAAACCAUUUACAAGGGCUUUUAAAUUUAGUUUUGUGUUAUUAUAUAAAGUUGAGUUUCCUUUGUUUUUUAUUCAUCUCCCAUCUGAAGCAUUCAGUUCGCUCAUUUCUAAUUUAUUAUUUUUUUCUAGGAUCUUGUUUUAAUGGUACAAAAGGAAGGUUAUCCUAAUGAACGAUAUGAACUUGUCACGAACUUUCCAAGAAGAAAAUUAACUUCCUUGGACUUUGCGACGACCCUUAAGUCUGCGGGACUGUUCCCUCAAGAAACUGUCUUUGUUCAAGAGAGAUAACGAAACUGAACGACAGGCUCUAAAGUCAGUGCGAUAGACAACAUUAUCUAAGACUACGCUCGACCUAUGUGAGGCGACGGCAGUCCGAAGUUGUACGAAUCCUGCCGAAGAUUUAACCAGCGACACUCUCAAGCGCAGCAAGUCGGAAAAUUUCUAUGGUACUUUCGUCACAUUAAAAGUUUUGUUUCGUUAAG